Messenger RNA from Plasmodium gonderi, 1536 nucleotides. RefSeq lists its product as hypothetical. The record is from RefSeq and is a predicted model, not a curated record. The transcript has a single exon. Bases 1 to 1536 code for a protein of 511 amino acids. Lineage: Eukaryota; Apicomplexa; Aconoidasida; Haemosporida; Plasmodiidae.
AUGAAUUUUUACCUAAAUGUGCUGGAUGAAAUAGAGGAGAUACUUCAAAAAUGCAACAGCGACAUUAGUCAAAAGGUUGAUAAAAUAAUUGAGUAUAUCAAGGUUAACUACAAAAAUCGACAUGAAAAAGGUAUAGCACCAAAGAGAAAUUCCCUGAAAAAGAAAAGAAGUAAUUCGAAGAAUCGAUUGGUAAAAGACACGGAUGAGAAGAAAAAGUGUGACAACUUUGCUGGGGUGGAGGGGGAAAAACAAAAGCCAAAAGGAGGUCCAAAACGUGGCCAAAAAGAGGGUCCAAAACAUGGCCAAAAACAUGGCCAAAAACAUGGCCAAAAACAGGGCCAAAAACAAGGUUCAAAGCAGGGUCCAAAACAAAGUGAAAACACAAACAGUAUUAAAAACUACUUUAAAGUGAUAAAAAGAGAGUCUCCAUUACCCAACUGCCAAAACGCAGAUACAUGCGAGGGGGACAUCACGAUGGAAAAUACUUGCAAAAUGGAAAUCAAAAGCACCUCUUCGCCAAUUAAUAUAUUUUAUUUUUAUGGAAAUUUCAAUAUAGUAAUAAUAAUCUAUUAUAUCAUAUGCAAAAUAAACAUUCAUAAUGAGAGUCUUUUUUCGAGUGAUAGCCCCCAUGGUAGUAGUAGUAGUAGUAGUAACACAAAUAUUAAUAAUAAGGAUUUCAUAAUUUAUAGUAAUAAAAAUAUAACACACAUUAUAUGUUCACAAUUGAAGAAUGACGAUUUAAAUGACUUAAACGAAAUGGUAAAAGAAAUAAUAAGUUAUAAAUUAAGUUCUCUUCGAAUAUUUGUUAUUGAAUCUUUUGAUUUUCUUAAUGAACAAUUCAGAAAGAUAUUUAUGAAUAAAAUGGUUAGAAAUAAAAAUCUUGUAUUUAUACAAAGUUCUGUUUCUUUAAAUGAUAUAUAUUUAAGCAAUUGCUUAUAUAUUAGAAUACCUAAACCAGACAAAAUUUCAUUUAAUUCACAUUUUUUAAACUUAUCUCAAAAUAAAUAUAAAAUGAAUGUACAAAAUAGUGAGAAAAGAGAUUAUCUAAUAAAUGUCAUAAGCAGUUGCAACUACGACAUUACCUUAAUACUGACCAUGCUAUACAUAAUUAAACUUAAUAAUUUCCCUGAUCUUAACAAAAUUAUAAAAUUAAUUGUUAAUACCAACAUAAAAAAGUUAAUAAGUGUAAUACACAAAUGUGUUAUUACAAAGAAUUCUCUCUUUUUAAUAAGAAAUAUUUUAUAUGCUAUUCUAUAUACUUACAAUUUUGACAUUCAUAAUUUCUUAACAAUCUUUUGCAAACAAUUAACUGCUUUUCACAAAGAAGAUGAUAAUUAUAAAAAGGAAAUAUUAUCUCUCUUUUCAGAAUAUAGCUAUUUCAUUUCUUUGCACGAUAAUCAUAUAUUCUCAUUAGAAAAUCUCGCUUCAAAAAUUAUUCUAAUUGAGCAGAAGUAUACUACUACAUUAAAUCCAUGCUUUCCCAAUUCUGAAGAGAACGAUGAAUUUAGUACAAGUUUCCAAUCAGAAAUUGCGUAA